GUCGUGCAGCGAAAGGCCCCACCGCGGCAAGCGAGGAGGAGAAGGGAGAAGGUUCCCUACAGCCUCACGCGCUCCCGUAAGGCCGCAGGCGCAUUCAUCGGCCAGCAGCACUCCCGACUCCGGCUUGGAGUGGUGCGCGAGCUUGCUGAGUCUGGGUGGGCGAGCACCAACGUCAGCUCAGUGCUCUCGCACGCAGGAUGCCACUUCUACGGGCGCAUCCUUCGAUCGGAGCACGCCGUCGUCCUCCGUGUACCUCAAAGCCGCAGCGAGUCUUGUGUCGCUAUCUCAGGACGAGUUCGUCUUCUCGACGACCAGUCCAUCAGGCUUCUCCCACCUGGUGAUCCCCAUGAGCGUGUCGUUGUGGCGAGGAUAGCGCGCGUUCUCUCCAUCGAGCACAAGGGAGAGCGGAUGCCGUGGCUCGAGGUGUGCUUCGCACAGCGCGUGCUAGAUCGGCACUGGCUCUUCCUCAGCUUCAAGAUGAGAGAGGCCCGCUUCUACGUGCCGCUAGGUUGGGGCGGGUGGACCAUCGCGCGAUGGAUCAGUCUUCGUGCUGACUACAGAAACGUGCAAUACCACCUCUACAAUCACCGGACACUUUGGCUCCUCGCGGAUCGAUGGCCCCCAGGUCAUGAGUCAAGACUCAAGGACAACAGGGACAACAAGGGCGAGGUGGAUGAGGAGGAUGAGGAGGACGAGGGGGUUUAG
Acanthamoeba castellanii str. Neff is the source of this 705-nucleotide messenger RNA. RefSeq lists its product as uncharacterized. The transcript is spliced from 2 exons. The record is from RefSeq and is a predicted model, not a curated record. Lineage: Eukaryota; Discosea; Longamoebia; Acanthamoebidae. The annotation marks the transcript as partial.